CGAUACAUUUUAUCGUUUGUACAGUAUAAAAACCAUUACGCCUAUGGCGAGUGCCCAAACGGGUAGUUAACCAGACUUGUGUGUGUGUGUGAGUGUGUGUGCGCGCACGCGUUUAAUGGGUCGGAUAAGUUCUGCUCCACCCUCGCUGACAGUCAGCAGGUACACACUCGCGUUCACGCUCAACUUGAAACUUUUCCAGCGUUCUGCUGCUCGGUUCAACAGCACCGAGGCUUCGGGACAGCGCGAGCGGAUUCUACUCUCGAAGUGACUGGAUUUCUCGACAUGGAUCCGUGGAGAUAUAACCAGAGUCGAACAGGUUUGUGAAUGUGAAGUCUUAGUUCAUUUAGGAACAUGGAAACGAGUGUUCAGAAACGGCUCCCUCCUGAUAGUCUUCUCGAUCGAUCCCGCAAAGUUCUGGUUUUAUUUGGAUAAUACAUACACGUAUAUUUUUUUCCGUCGCAGUUUUUUUUAAAUCUUGGACCGCAAGGGAAACAUUUCCAGGCGUUCUCAGUGGGAUCGUGAUGCGUGUUUGAUCAGAGUGGAAUAUAACUGAGACAUUGUUGCACUGAAGGAUACGCGGAUUCUGCUACAACCUGCUACAUUCUGGAAUGUUUGGAAUCCUUUGAAGUGGACGCGGCGCACCGCACACUAAUGGAGUCAUUAUGACGUCACGUUAUCAAUCACGACGCGCGGGAAUCCACGGGGAACUCUGUGAUAUUAUUGAUCUCACCCUUAGGCGAUCAUAUUAAACUCUUUUUGUGGUUUAAAUCAGUGCUCGCGCCAGCAGGCUGUCCGCUGUCAAUCACUCUGUCAGUCAUGUUCUGUCAGAGACACAGGCCAGUCACCAACUGAAGUUCCUUUAAAUUGUUUAUAAUGUUCUUCUAUUUCAAAUCUCAACCCUGCUGAGCUUAAACAAAGAAACUACCCACUCUAAAAGCCACUGAUUGUUUUGGACAGUUUCAGUGACCUCUAAGGAUUCUCCUGUCGUUUAUCUGAGCUCUGAUUGGACGGAUAGCUUUGUGGAAAGUGCAUAAUGUAUGGCUGGGGCCCGCCACUGCGGCCAGGACAAUGAGGGUCCCUGUGCGGCGACUGGCCGGGCUCUGGCCGUGGCUGCUCAUGGCUGCCUCGCAGGUGGCGUUGGGUCACACGGGCCUGGAACUAGCCGCUGCUGUGGAGUCCGAGCGCUCCACACCCCGAGCCAUGAUCAAGGUGUCACUGCUGAAGCAGGAGCCCACCAGCAGGCCCAUCACCCUAGAAGGGGUGUUCGCCGGGGGCAGCACUGGCUAUGCUGAAGGGAAACUGAUGCAGUCUCACCCCCUGUCUCUGUGUAACACCAGCGAAGAUGACCGCCAGGAGACCAUCUUCAUCAGCAUCGUCAAACUCGAGAGUCCAGAGAGCAAAGUGCCACAGUGCCAGCCGCUGCUGGAUAAAGCUCGUCUGGCCCUUCAGAGAGGCGCUCAGGCCGUCAUCUUUGACAUCACAGAUGAUCCCGGUGCUGCUCAGGAGCUGCGUGAUUCAGGUUCGUUUCCUCGUCCAGUGGUGCUGGUGAAGUCAUCAGAUGCAGAAGAACUGAUGGGACUCGUCAAUAAGAACGAAGAAGCCAUGGUGUUCAUAGAUAUCAUGAUGGAGACUCCAAAAUGGCCUUACUAUGACGUUGGCAUCCUGUUGACUGUGGCUCUGGUUGUGUUGGCCAUCGUCAUGAUCUUUGUUUUACGCUUCCGCUGCAAGUCCAACAGAACCUGGGACUCUGUGCACCAGCAGACCAUGCGUGCCAUCAGCAGGUUGGAAACACGCACAUACAGCUCUCAGGGUUGCUCUGGCUCCCAGCGUUCUCGUGAGACUCCAGGGUCAAAUAGCAGCUCCAAUUCCAGCCCGGUCUGUGCCAUCUGUCUUGAGGAAUUCAUGGAUGGCCAGGAGCUGAGAAUCAUCUCCUGUGCUCAUGAAUUCCAUAAGGAGUGUGUUGACCCCUGGCUCCUACAACAUCGUACCUGCCCACUGUGCAUGCACAACAUCAUGGGUAAACUGCCUCAGGGUUCAGAUCAGGCAUCCCGUCUGUCCCAAAGGAGUCGAAUGCCACCCCCUCCACCAGAGCACAGUCAAGCCUUCCUCCUUCCGCAUAACUAUCCAAACCAACACCCUUAUCAUCGGCAACCUGUUCCCUUUUCCCUGCGCCAUCAUUACCCCCGUAACCCAUCUGGACCUUUACCCCAAUUGGGCCACUUUGGCAACUCACCCCCACUCCGUCCACAGACUUUCCGUUGCAUUCCCAGUGGACCGUUGGGUGCUAGGUGUGCAUAUCACUCGGCUCCAGAUGCCCAUCAGGGACGUGCACAUAGGACAGGUGGGCACGGGUGUCGGACUGGGGGGCAUCACUAUGCAGCCCCCAGAAGGUCGUGUCACCGGUGCCCCGGAGGACCUUCGCGGAAUGCCUCAGGUUCUCGGAUGCAUCACGUGGCAUCAUCCGCAAAUCAUGGAACUCAUCAUCACCUGCCACGUGGGGGAGGCUCGCACAGUCGCCAAGAUGAUGGAAGCUGCUCAGGAGGGAGUUACCAUACCGAGCGGAGCGGUUAUCUUGCAGACGGACCGGCUAGCGAUUCCAGCUCGGGAUCGUGCCAUGGCUCGUCCAGUGACUCUGUUUUGAACUGUACAGACAUCAGCUUGCAGGGUGUUUAUGGCAGCUGGUCUACUUUUCGUAGUUCGCUCAGCAGUGAUUACGACCCAUUUGUCUACUGCGGACCGGGCAAAGCUCCACGCAGAGGGAGCAUGGAGGCCACACAAAGGCCUCGUUCCCUGGACUCUGUAGUGAACCAAACCAGGAUUGGAAGCAUCGGUGAUGCCGGUGUCAUCUGCCCGGAAGAACAGCAGCCGCAGCAACAGAUGGCUGUGUCCAGUCAUGUUCACUUUCAUAGGCAUAGACACCACUUUUAUGAGGACGGGGAGCUCAGUCAAGGGCCCGGCCGAGGUCGUGAGGGGGAUCAAGAGGCCAUGUCCUCAGCUGCGGCAGCAAGUGGGUCUUGUCCCGUAACUAAAGACAAAGACUCCUCCGGGUGUCAGGGACAAAACCAGUCUUGCCAUUGCCCCAAAACAGACCUCAGUUCAAGGAGGGUUAAGGAUAGAGACCCGGACCCUCUUUCCACCUCAGGUGCUUCUGUGAUCCUUCCCUCCCCUCCUUUAACCUCUCCGUCCCCACCCUGUUGCAACAAAGGCCCAAGAUGGACGUCCAGUCGGAAAGCAGCCGGCUGUCCAUUGGAAGCUCCUUCGCCGGUUGUUCACUUCCAUCAAAACUUGGACCUUCAGGAUGAUUGUAGCAUUCAUAUCCACUACGGACAGGGAGCGGGAAGCUACUGCUGCACACCUCCGCCAGACAUGGCCCCCACACUGCUGCCGGUACCUCUAAUCUUGGACUCUUCGGGUAUGACCGACUGGCCGUGCUGUAGUGGGGCACAUGUGGUUUGGCAGAAGCAAGUGCAGCAGUCCCAAUCUGAGCCUCAGCUUCUGGGACCCACUUCUGGAAUGGACAGACCCCUGUGUAGGGCCUAUCAUGGCCCAGGGGACGAACAUCCCAUGGACUGUCCGUACUGCCAAAGUCUACACAAUAGUCAGGGGUCAGAGGAAGAGUCUCGUGUUUGAGAAAACUCUUCAUCCGAAACUCCUCACGCUGCUACACAAGAGCCGAAAUGGACAAAACAGUUCGGCGAUCUCUCGCUGUGUCUUUCACUCACAUUUUGAGUCUUCCGGAUAAUUCCAAACUUUUUCUGCAAAAUCAAACUGGAUUACCAAUAAUCUCCAGACCUCAGAAUUUCGUUCUUACAAAGAAUUGAGCAGUCAUUGAUGAUUAGAUGUUUAUUCCGAAGUACUCUUCAGUAGUAACUCACUGUUGCUAGCACUAGGGCUGUCACUUUUGUGAAAAAAUAAUUUUCGAUUUUUAAGACAUAAGUAUUCAUUGAAUCGAUUGUAAAAUCGAUUUUCCAUGUCUAAAAAAAAAGACGUUUCCUUUUCAACGUCAAAUAACACACGAACGUAAAGAGAGCACUGGAAAUGCACAAGCUAUUUUUCUUAUUUAUUGGCAUGAAGUGUCGUGAAAAAUAACAAACCGCAACAGGAGCACAACAUUCUCAAAAAAAUAUAUGUGCAGAGGGGACGGCUGCCAUAACAUAAGAAAAACAUCACUGCAGGCUUCAACCUGCAAAAAUCUCCAAGAUUAUUUUAAAUAAUGAUUCAAUCCAUUUCAAACAACUGUUCAAAAAAUGAAACUUUAAAUGGACUUGUUUUUUUAUUGAACGUAACCGACAGUUAGGCUAGGCGGCACUAAGCAGGCAUAAUGAAAUGUGCAAAAAGGCUCAGGCCAUUACAUUACAUAUUGGACAGGAAAACAAGUCGAUCAACAUUUUCGGGGUCCAGAGCAGAGCGUUUUUUAUUCACUAUACGUCCAGCUAUUGAGAAGACGCGCUCCGACCGCACUGAUGUCCCAGGGACACUCAGGUUCAGCUGCGCAAGGUGGGGGUAUUACUGCCAGUUUUCCACUACAAAAGCCGGUCGCUGUCAGCUUGCAAUGGUCCUUUUCAUAACUCAGAAUCUCCUGUAACUAGAUGCGCGAAUGAGGCGAAUUCGCGUCUACCAUGUCGUGAGACCGCUAGACGCGUGUAAACGCGUCUUAACAUUGACUUAACAUUUAAAUAAUUCGCAACAAGACGCUCCAUUCGCGUUUGGUGUGAACGCAGAAUAAGAAGUCACUUUCGACGUCACUGGGUCUUAUAGGCGCGUAAAAUUUCUGGUAUUUUCUGUCUAGCUUUCGCAACGCAUACUGCACUUUCGGAAUUCUUUAUUUUGUUUUCUGCUUGUUUGUGAGUUUUGUUACAUCUAUAUUUUUUAUUGUUUAAUUCUUUUCAAAUUAAUAGAGUACAUAUUUGGUUAAAAUAGAUUCCCUAUUUUCAUUUUCGAAACUUUUUUUGAUUGGUCCGAUCGAUUGUGCAAUCGAUUUUCGAACUAAAAGUGACAGCCCUAGCUAGCACCUUUGUAAUGUCCAAAAUAAGUCAUUCUUGGUACUUUAGCCAAUAUGGUCCAAAAGUGACUUUUUUUAAUAGACAAACAAGUUGUAUUAAUUCAGGCAGUUAUCAGAGGAUCUGGAAGAUGCGUAUGAAAUUGAGUAUGCGCUCAAUCUGGCUUUCCUCCUUUCAUUUGGUUUAAAUCAGGAUUCAAUUAGGAUGUUCUCUUGUAAACAAUUUCUAAAUGAUCUUCAUAAAAGUCCUCAAAGAUUUAAACGUUCUUUCAUAUUCCAUUGAGGUUCAGACUUGGCGUAUGUACUCUAUGCAUGUACGUAGACACUUCUAUCUAUACAAGCCUGGUUGUUGUGUUCUGAAAUGUCACAACCAAUCCGUAACACAACAUUGGCGUAAUCUGUCUCAUUCUACAAUAAUUUUUCUCUUCCAUGUUAACUACUAUCCUGGCGGUAUCAUUAUACCUUGAAGACUGAGAUACUGAGCUUGCAAUGCAUCGGCUGUGCAUUUACUUCUGUGUUUGCGUACUUGCAUAAAGUAGCUUUCAUUAGUUGACCGUGCCUACUGGCUAAUUGUUAGCCAUCUAGUCAUUGCGGUGCUACCCACCUCUUCCUUUUUAUUUCUGACUCUUUAACUUUGUGUUGGUCUUCGUUCAAGCUUCUGGCCUGGUUUUCCAGCACUACCUCAGAUAACCAAUCAGAAAAGUCCUAUUAGCGAGACGGUACUUCAAAGGUACUUGUGCGCUGGCCUCUCGUUACCCCUGCCAGAUAUUAACUCAGGCGAUAGGGAGCUUUACUUUAUAUCAUCUGUCCUUGGAAAGGAGCAUUUCAUUGAGGUUUCAGGUCUCGGUUUUGUUAAUUCAAAAAUGGCAGCUGUUAUUUACAAAUGUUGUUGUGUCUACAUUUAUUAAUUUUACUUGUCAAAACUGAAUGAAUUGACUGAAUAUAUUUGGGGAAAGUUGUGAAGAUUUUGUUUUGUUUCAUUAUUUUGGCCUGUUAAACCUUGUGUGUUCGGGCUGAGAAGGACUACAUUUCCCAGAAAUGCUUUGCUUUGCUUUCACCUCUUUGACUCUCAUAUUCCCUUAAAGGGAUUCAACAUUUCAUAGAAACCAACCAGCAUACAAGCUCACCAAAAGUGCCUCUGUAUCCCAUCAAAUGAACACUUCAUGAAGUUUAUACAUACAUUUAUGUAGCCUGCUGUCUUGUUUAUGGCAAUACCAGCCAACACACAUAACUUGAGCUGACUCGAUACGUAUUGCCUGCAAGCAUGGUUAUCUUUACUCUGUUACCCAGAAAUCUCUCGUCAUAUAUUGUAAAAGCCAACCGUUAAAGGAAUGGUCUGGGUUCAAAACAAGCUGAAACAUGUGACAAGCUUCCUUAAGUUGGGAAAAGAUAUCAGAUGCAGUUUUGAACCUGAAACAUGCCUUUAAGUAAAGAAAAUGAAACACUGGAAAUCUUGCCAUGACAAACACCUGGAUGUUUGUUUGCUUUUGUUUGUUUUUUGUCAGUUAAUGGUCAAAUUGGUCAAAGGUCUUGGUCCUUUGAACCACAAACACCUCCCAUGAGUAUUUUUGGCAUGUUGAUUUGCAUCAAAACGAGGCUGAAUCCAAAAUGAAAAAAUGCAUAAGACAAUUUACUAAAUCCCAGUAGGGUUCCCACAACAUUAUGAUCAAUGACUCUUCCAAUUGUUUUUUGGAUUAUUGGAAAAAUUUGGAAAAUAUGUUAAACAUUUUUGAGCACUGCAUAGCAAAAAUAUAUAUAUAUUGACUAUAGAAAUGUCCAUAGCUUAUCCAGAAUUACCUUGUAUUUCCAAUACUUUCUGUGGGAACCCUGUUAAAUUCAGAUACUUGGAUGCAUCUAGACAUUCUUUUGUUCACUUUUUCAUAAACCAAAGAUAAGUAUUAUCCAACAUUUUCAUUGUUGCAGUGAAUUUUGUAAGUCAUUUUAGUAAUCAAGUCCUCAUGAUUUUCUUUUAACUCAAGAUAGUAUGUAAACGCAGCUAUUUCCACCAGAUUAUGGAAGAUUUGCACUUCCAUGUUGGCAUCCGUCUCACGUAAAACUCUCGGCUUAAUCUAGAAAGGAUGCAAACAGCACUUUUCCUUGGGAAAAACAAAAUCUGCAUGUGAUUCAAGAAAGGAACGCAAAGCAAAUCAAUUGAAGCACUAUGUAGCUACUAGUUCUACGUCAAUCAAAGAAAUGUCAGUGAGGAUGAUUUUAUUUUCUCUACAGUUGUAGAUCGUCAGUUAUGUCUGUAUUGUUAUACGCUCUCUUUUCCACAGAGAAUCAAUUAAAACUGCCUUUUUUUAUUAGAGCUAAAUCCCUUCAGAAAUCAAAGGAUAUGCCAGUAUAUGUAUAAUAUUUUGUGUAAAAAAAAAUUAAAAAGAAAGACAAAGCAGUUAUAAGAUAAAAUGUUGUAUUUUAUAUAUAAUAGAACAUUUCAAUAUGGUAAUGUAACUAAUAUAUUUAUUUACUAAUAUAUUUAUCCUUUUUUGUCCAGGUCUGAGAAAAUGUACAAAAAUAAAAUAAAAAAUGUUAUUUUCUCAUUUUUUUGGAAUGAUAUUCUUUGAAAUGUACAGCUGCCAUCAUACAUGUAUAAACCUGGCAUCAUUCCGAUUAUAUACAAAUAAAUUAUUUUGAAAUAAAAAUA
Molecule: messenger RNA, 7643 nt
Organism: Carassius gibelio (silver crucian carp)
Lineage: Eukaryota; Metazoa; Chordata; Actinopteri; Cypriniformes; Cyprinidae
Product: E3 ubiquitin-protein ligase RNF43
Exons: 9
Coding region: 1069-3630 (853 amino acids)
Biological process (GO): ubiquitin-dependent protein catabolic process; Wnt receptor catabolic process
Molecular function (GO): frizzled binding; ubiquitin protein ligase activity
Source: RefSeq, a predicted model, not a curated record